This is a messenger RNA of Aspergillus calidoustus, 1258 nucleotides long. The record is from the annotation of a GenBank genome assembly. NCBI's taxonomy places the organism in Eukaryota, Fungi, Ascomycota, Eurotiomycetes, Eurotiales, Aspergillaceae.
CUUUGGCCUGGAACAACUCGGGUAGAAAUGUUAUGUGGAUGGCAGACUUCCAUCUCCAACAUCCGGCUCCCCACCAGGCCAGGGUCCAAGUGUGCACUUUCAGUGUCUUUGUUUCGAAAGUUUACUUCCGCUGGCAGUUUAGCAAGCAUAAUCCUUCACAUUUGUGGAAUAAAUUGCCAGUUGCUAUUCGAUUAGAUACAGGCACCACACCCGCCACUGAAUUUCAAUGUCUACACCGACUCUGGGGCCUCCACCACAACGGUAGCCAACAACGACGCGGCGAAUCUCCCUACUUUGAGAUACUGAAUGUGAAUCCACUCAUUGGUGCAUUGUUAACUCCCAUCUGGACCCCCGAGCCCUGGCUUCCGAACGACAUGCUUGGCGGUUGGGACAGCUGCGGCAUCGGCCUGGGCCUCUUGCACCUUUGCCAAACGCCCACCGAGCAACCUCCGUGAGGCUUCGAGUGUUUCCUGCCCCCUCUCCAGCAGGUCUGGUGUCUGUUCUUCCUCGAAGGCUGGAUCAUCGUUGCCGGCACUGCCAAGCAUCUGGCGUCUUGUGCCUACGCUGACGAGUCGUUGAUCCGUCGUUUCAAUCGCGGUGGUUUUUUUCUCGCUCCGUCUCGUUGAUAUGAUUUCGUUUAUUUCCUCGGUGAUGUGCGUGUUGAGGAUAGAGCUCCGUCUAUAUGACCAUCGUACGCCGUUGUCCUGCCUGGAGCUGGUUUGCCAUGGACUUGACUUCGGAUCGCUUGAGCAGGCCGAUGCUCACUUUGCCCCGCAUUGCCAGCUCUCCGCCAUGGUGCUGCGAGUCGUCCAGCGACAAGAAAGGCAGAUUGGAAGAAGCCAAGGAUCUGGGAGUGCAGACACUGGAAGCGGCGCAGAAGAUCUACGGACUCGAACACGACAGCACACUCCGUGCCACUGUUAUACUUGGGUCUAUUCUAAAUGCGCAGAGAAAUUCAAAAGAGGCCGAAGCAUUAUAUCGACUUGCACUGGCCUCCUACGAGCGGUCGGAAACCAGGUCGGAAGAUCAACUGAAUGUUGUGUGCCAUCUCGCCGCAGCACUCAGCAACCAACGGGACUCUAACGAGGCCGAGACAAUGUACCGACGGGCGUCAUCAGAUUUCGAGAAGCUGAGGGUCGACAUCCCGCUAUACCCGGAACUGCUUGUAAUCUCGGCCAUGUGUUCCAACUUCAAGAAAAGUACAAAGAUGCAGAGCGGCUGUAUCAACAGUCUUAUGAAGGUUACAAUGAGCUCCUAG